AUGGCUUCGCCAGUCUGGGCUCUGGUGCUGAUCAUAGGAACCGCCUGCAGCCAGCACCACACGCCCAUCUCUGUCCGGAAAGAGAAGUCUCUGGACCAGAAGCCAGUCACCCCCGACUCUAAGGACAACUCCAUUAUAGCCCACUGUGAUUUUGAGGAUAACUCCAAACCCUUCUGUGACUGGACUCAAGUAUCUACGGAUGAUGGGGACUGGAUUCGAGCCAGUGGACCCUCCCCCAUGGGCAGCAUUGGGCCUCCUGGGGGGUAUCCCAACGGAGAGGGCUACUACCUGCACCUGGACUUGAGCUCCUUCCGGCCAAGUGGAGUGGUCCGCCUGCGCAGCUCCCCCAUAUGGGAGCAAGGCCCCCUGUGCGUGCACUUUGCCUAUCACAUGUUCGGCCUGUCGUGGGGUGCCCAGCUCAAACUGCUGCUGCUCAUGGGCACCAAGAACAAGCACCCCAACCUGCUUUGGAAACACCUUAAUACCCAGAGCCCUUCCUGGAUGCCCGCUGCUGUCACCGUGCCCACGGGCCGGGCCCUGCCCAGCCAGCUGAUAUUUGAAGGAGUGACGGGCAGCACUGCUUACCUAGACAUCUCUCUGGAUGCUAUCUAUAUCCGUCGUGGCUCCUGCAGCAGGGUCUGCAUGAUGCAAAUGUGCAGCUUUGACACUCAAGAUAAUCUCUGUGGCUGGAGCUGGAUCCCCACAGCCUCUGGAGCCAAGUGGGUCCAGAAGAAGGGGUUGUCAGGGGUGCCAAACGUGGGCCCCGAGGAUGACUUCUCCCACCCUGGUAAUGGCUUCUACAUGCUGCUGGACCCCAAGAAUGCAAAGCCAAAGCAGAAAUCUGUUCUCCUGAGCCCCCUGAGCCAGUCGUCAGGCUGUCUGAGCCUGUCUUUCCACUACGUCCUCCAUGGCCAGUCUCCUGGUGCAGCCCUCACCAUCUAUGCUUCUGUCUUGGGCAGCAUCCGGAAACACACUCUUUUCUCAGGACAAUCUGGACCCAACUGGCAGACUGUUUCUGUCAAUUACACAGGCCAGGGACAGAUUCAGUUCAUUGUGGUGGGCGUGUUUGGAAAUAUCCCAGAACCAGCUGUGGCAUUGGAUGCAAUCAGCAUUGCUCCCUGUGGGGAGCGCUUUCCUCAGUGUGACUUUGAAGAUGAUGCCCAUCCCUUCUGUGACUGGGUCCAGAUAUCAGGGAUUGGUGGACAUUGGACCUGGAGUGGGAAAAAUAUGCCCACCCAAGGAGUGCAUACCUUUGGAGUGUCUCUUCAUAAAGGUCACUAUAUCUACCUGGAGGCUGACAAAUUCUCCCAGGCAGGCCAGUCUUUCAGACUGGUAAGCCCGUCCUUCUGUGCCCCCGGUACAAUCUGUGUGGAAUUUACCUACUACAUGUAUGGCCUGGGAGAGGACAGUAAGCUGAAGCUCCUUCUGGGGAGUCCUGCAGGCAGUUUCCUAAUUUCUCUCUGGCAACGCAUUGGGUCUCAGAGCCCUGGCUGGCUGAACGCCUCCAUCACCAUCCCUUCAGGACAGCAACAGCCUAUGCAGCUGAUACUGGAGGCCAUCAGGGGCACCAACACUGCCUUCAUUGUUGCUGUGGGCUUCAUCUUGAUCAAUCACGGGACCUGUCAGGGUAAGACAAAACCCAAGACCUCAGAAAUGGCCUCGGUGAAGCCUCCUAGUGCUCCAACUACCUCCAUGACCACUGUGCCCCAGGCCACUGCUACAACCCCCAGUCCUACUCCAGCAAGCUGCCCUCCGGAUGCCCAUUACGAACGCUGUGCCUGCCCGGCAUCCUGCAAAAGCCCCAAGCCCAAAUGUGAGCUCCUCUGCAAGCCUGGCUGUGUCUGCAAUUCUGGCUUUUUGUUUAGUGGCUCCCACUGCAUCAAUGCCUCUUCCUGCGACUGCUUCUACGACAAUAAUUACUAUAAGCCCGGGGCAGAGUGGUUCGGCCCCAACUGCACAGAACGCUGUCACUGCCAGCCGGGCAGUCGGGUGGAGUGCCUGACCUCUCAGUGUGGGACACACACCGUGUGCCAGCUGCAGAACAACCAGUACGGAUGUCACCCCCAUGGCACUGCCACCUGCUUUGUCUAUGGAGAUCCUCAUUAUCUCACCUUUGACCGGAGGCACUUUAGCUUCAUGGGCAGAUGCACCUACAUCUUGGCCCAAUCCUGUGGCAACUCGACAGAGCCCUUCUUCAGGGUGGUGGUGAAGAAUGAGGAACGAAUGCAGGAAGGCACGUCUUGCCUGAGUGAAGUCUACGUGACGCUGCCUCAGACCACCGUCACCCUGCUCAAGGACAGGCGCACUCUGGUUGGGGGUCAACAAGUCACCCUCCCAUCCAUACCUUUUCAAGGCAUCUUCCUGGCUUCAAGUGGGCGAUUUGUGGAGCUGCAGACUGCGUUUGGUUUGAGGGUGAGAUGGGAUGGUGACCAGCAGCUGUUUAUGACUGUGCCCAGCACCUACUAUAGCAAAGUCUGUGGUCUCUGUGGCAACUAUGACGGCAACAGUAGCAAUGACAACCAGAUGCCUGAUGGUAGGCCUGCACGGGAUGAGGACGAGCUAGCCGUCAGCUGGCAGACCAAGGAGGAUGUGAACAAGGAGUGCCAGAAGAACAAGGCAAAUCCCCCAUCUUGUAACUCAACCUUGCAGAACACUCUAUCGGGGCCAGAGUUCUGUGGACGACUUGUGGUCUUCCAUGGAGCCUUUGAGGCGUGCCUGCCUCACCUCAUGGCUUCUGUCUUCCUCAACAACUGUGUGCUUGACAUGUGUAACUUCCAGGGGCUGCAGCAGAUGCUGUGUGCUCAUAUGGCAGCCUUGACUGAGACCUGCCAGGAUGCUGGCUACGGGGUGAAGCCCUGGAGAGAACCCCAGUUCUGCCCUCUGGACUGCCCACCCAACAGCAAGUACACCAUGUGUGCCAACAUGUGCCCUGACACCUGCCAUUCAAGUUUCUCUGGCAUGUCCUGCCGAAACCGAUGUGUGGAGGGCUGUGAGUGCAACCCUGGCUUCGUCCUCAGCGGUCUCCAGUGCGUGCCCCGAUCCCAGUGUGGGUGCGUGGACUCCACCGGCCACUACCUCAUGGUACAGCAGAAGUGGUUCAAAGCAGGCUGCAGAGAGCUCUGUGUCUGUGAGGGCAACAACAGAUUUCGCUGUGUACUCUGGAGGUGCCAGGCCCAGGAAGUCUGUGGUCAGCAGGAUGGCAUCUAUGGCUGCCAUGCUCAGGGGUCUGCCACCUGCACUGUCUCGGGGGAUCCCCACUACCAGACCUUCGAUGGAGCCCUGCACCACUUCAUGGGCACCUGCAGCUACACCCUGACACAGCCUUGCUGGUCAUGGUCCCUCGACAACCACUUUCUCGUGAGCACCACCAACGAAUUCCAAGGUGGGAACUUGGAGGUCUCCUACGUGAAAGCUGUCCACGUGAAGGUCUUCAACCUCAGAAUCUCACUGAUCAAAGGCCACAAGGUUGUGCUGAAUGGUCGCCAGGUGGCCCUGCCUGUAUGGCCUGCACAAGGUCGGUUAAGCAUUAGGCUCAGUGGCUCCUUCAUUCUCCUCUACACUGACUUUGGCCUUCAAGUUCGCUAUGAUGGGCACCACCUGGUCAAAGUGACAGUACCCUCCACCUACGCUGGCCGGCUCUGUGGGCUGUGUGGAAACUACAACAACAACAGCUUAGAUGACAAUCUGAAACCAGAUGAAAAGCCUGCAACCAACUCCAUCCAACUGGGAGUUUCCUGGAAGUCAAAAGAAUACUCUGAACCCGGCUGCUUCUUUGAGGGUGGCAAACCUCCUAGAUGCCAGGGGAAUGAAGUGGAACACACCUGGGAUAAAAACUGUGAUAUCUUAACCAACCCUCUGGGACCUUUCUCCCAGUGCCACGAGGUGGUACCCCCACACUCCAGCUUCACCAGUUGUGUGAACGGCCAGUGCGGGACCAAGGGCGACACCCUGACCCUGUGCCGCUCCCUGCAGGCCUACGCAUCCCUGUGUGCUGAGGCCGGCCGGGCCCCUGCCUGGCGGAACAGCACCUUCUGCCCUCUGAAGUGCCCAUCUGGCAGCAGCUACAGCCCCUGUGCCAACCCUUGCCCAGCCACCUGCCUCAGCCUGAGCCCCCCACGGGAUUGCCCGGCAGCACUGCCCUGUGUCGAGGGCUGUGAGUGCCAAAAAGGCUACGUCCUGAGUGGAACCUCCUGUGUGCCCCUCAGCCAGUGUGGCUGCACUGACCCCGAGGGCUCCUACUACCCGGUUGGGGACAGCUGGUACACGGACAACACCUGCUCCAGGCUCUGCUCCUGCUCCACCUACAACAACAUCUCCUGCAUCCAGACAUCCUGCAAGCCUAGCCAAAAGUGCGGGCCCCUGGAUGGGCUGAUCCGCUGCCGCACUGCAGGUAUGGGAGUGUGCCGGAUCUCAGACACCUCCCAUUAUGUGAGCUUCGAUGGCAGUUACCACGCCAUCAGGAGCACCUGCACCUACGUCCUGGUGAAAACGUGCCACUUCACCAUGGACCUGCCUUUCUUCAAGAUCAGUGGCGAGAAUGGGAGGAGGGAAGACCAGUCCCCUGCUUUGUACCUCCGCCAGGUCAACAUUAACAUCUUUGAUUCCCUGAUCAUCUUGCAAAAGGGCCACCGUGUGCUGAUCAAUGGCAAGCAGUUCACCCUUCCCUCCACCAACAAGGUCCGGGGUGUCAGCAUCUCUGCAAGUGGCAUUUACACUGUUCUCAGUGUUUACACUGGGCUACAAGUCAAGUUUGACGGCAGUGGGUUCUUAGAGAUCGAACUCCCUAGAGUCUAUUAUGGAAAGGUCUGUGGCAUGUGCGGGAACUUCAAUGGUGAGGAAGAGGAUGACCUCAUGAUGCCUAGUGACGAACUAGCUCAGAAUGAUACUGAAUUUGUGGACAGUUGGCAAGAUAAGGAGGCCAACCCAACUUGCCAACAAGAUGAGCAGAUGAAGACCAAAAGAGAAGACCAGGAGGAGCUAACUGCAAACUGCAGGCCUGAUCACCUAGCAAGAGCUCAGGAGCAAUGCCACGUGGCGUUUCAGGCUCCGGCCUGGGCCGAGUGUGCCACCCACGUGGGCCCUAAGCCCUUUCUGCUUCGCUGUGUGCUCAACCUCUGUGAGUUUAGAGGUCUACACAAUGCCCUCUGCGUGUCUCUGCAGGCCUUUGGGGCCGCCUGCCGGGCCCAGGGGCUCAAGCCCCCAAUCUGGAGAAACAGCAGUUUCUGCCCUCUGGAAUGCCCCCCCUACAGCACCUACACGACCUGCAUUCCUCCCUGCUCACCUUCCUGCUGGGACCCGGAAGGCCAGUGCAAGGAUGCCGAAGUCCCCUCCCCCUGCGAGGAGGGCUGCAUUUGCCAGCCUGGCUACCUGCUCAGGGAGCAGCAGUGUGUGCCCAGGGCUCAGUGUGGCUGCUGGGAUGCCCGGGGCCGCUUCUUCCCUGCAGGGAAAACCUGGCUGUCCAUCGACUGCACCCAGAACUGCACCUGCAGAGCAGGAGCCAUUCAGUGUCGUCCCUUCCUCUGCCCCCCGGGCUCCCACUGCCAGCCCAGCUCCAGUGGCAAGAGCAGAUGCGUCCCCCACAAGUCGGAACAAUGCUCAGUUCUCGGAGAUCCCCAUUACCGCACAUUUGAUGGCCUCAGAUACCGCUUCCAGGGCCACAUGACCUACACUCUGAUCAAGACCGUGGACGGGCUCCCCAGUGGCGUGGCACGCCUGGUCGUGGAGGGACGCAACAAAAUGUCCAUGCCGCUCAGCCUGAUCUUCCUGCAUGAAAUCAUCGUGAUGGUCUACGGCUACACAGUCCAGCUGCAGGCUGAACUGCAGCUUGUGGUCAACGGCCAGAAGACGGCCACCCCCUACAACCCCGAUGAGCAUCUGCUGGUUACCACUCGGGGCCAUCGACUGUAUCUGAUCACUGACUUUGAGCUGGUUGUCAGCUUUGAUGGAAGGAACAGUGCAGCGAUCUCCCUGCCCAGCACGUACCAGGGGCUUGUGCGUGGCCUGUGCGGGAACUUUGACAGGAACCAGAAGAAUGAGUUUAUGCUGCCCAAUGGCUCCCUCACUCAGAACCUCAGCGACUUCGGCAACAGUUGGGAGGUGGAGAUCAAGGGAGGCCUUCCCCACUUCUCCAGGGCCAUCCAAGAGGAGGAGUACAGAGAAGAAAAGCCGGGCUCCGAUGUGUCAGGAUGCAGCCCGGAGCACCAGAGGCUCAUCAACAGCACCUGGGCGUGUAGGGUGCUGGUGGCCCCCCUGGGCCCCUUUGCUGCCUGUCACCAGACUGUGGCCCCAGAGCCCUUCCAGGAGAACUGUAUGUUUGAUCGGUGUGUCACCUGGGACCCCAAAGGCCAGGAGGAGCUGUGCUGCCAGGUCCUCAGUGGGUACGCCAUCACCUGCCAGGAGGCAGGCACUGCCCUGGCCAGCUGGCGGGACCACACCCACUGCGACUUGGUGUACCCAGCCAAUACCAUCUAUCAGAGCUGUAUGACACCCGGCUACAACUCCUAUUCCAACCUGGCAGCCCCCAGGGAUUGCAAGGGCCCCUGGGUGGAAGGCUGUGUCAGCCUCCUGGGCCGCAUCUACAGUGCCACCCAGAGCCUCCCCCUGACCCUCUGUGGUUGCACCAACAACGGCAUCUACUUCCAGAGGGGUGACAGCUUUGUGACUGAGAACUGCUCUCAGUGCCACACCUGUGCCAGACCAGAGGUCCUGCUGAGUGAGCCCCUCAGCUGCAGUGCUGGGGGAAUCUGCACCCUGGGGACCCUCACUCAUGGCUGCUUCCAAGAAAGCCCACGUCUGCAGAACCCCUACCAGAACGAUGGGCACUGUCAGGAGCAGGGUGCCCCCUUCACCUGUGAGUGUGACUUUGUUCACGGAGGAGACCACUGCGUGGAACUUUGGGACGUGCUAUCCCCGGAAAAUCCAGAGGCAGCGUGCCACUCUGUGGUCCCCCUGUUGGGGAUGCUGGUGGCCAUGGCAGUCAUAGUGCUGGCAGUGAUCAGAAAUAGUGUUUUCAAGAAGAGGAGGAGAAAGAAAAUUUGGAGCCAGCACACACAGGCUGGCAGACACAGAUUCUGUUCCCAAGCCUGCCUUUAAAGUCACUCAAUUUUGAGUUGUCCUCAAAAGAAGAGAGAUAAAAUAAAGUUAUUUAUUUUUGGGA
Molecule: messenger RNA, 7156 nt
Organism: Phyllostomus hastatus (greater spear-nosed bat)
Lineage: Eukaryota; Metazoa; Chordata; Mammalia; Chiroptera; Phyllostomidae
Gene: ZAN
Product: zonadhesin
Exons: 47
Coding region: 1-7092 (2363 amino acids)
Cellular component (GO): membrane
Molecular function (GO): protein binding
Source: RefSeq, a predicted model, not a curated record